Hypoxylon fragiforme is the source of this 2009-nucleotide messenger RNA. RefSeq names its product Ran1-like protein kinase. The record is from RefSeq and is a predicted model, not a curated record. The transcript is spliced from 2 exons. The coding region runs from base 192 to 1697 and encodes 501 amino acids. Gene Ontology annotation, biological process: intracellular signal transduction; protein phosphorylation. Lineage: Eukaryota; Fungi; Ascomycota; Sordariomycetes; Xylariales; Hypoxylaceae. Gene Ontology annotation, molecular function: ATP binding; protein serine/threonine kinase activity.
ACCCAAGGAGAUAAAUAUUACUUACAGCCCAAAGGAAUUUCCGUGGAUUUGCUCCCAGGAUAUUGCGUUUUCUUUUGGUCUUAAGGAUUACUACUCCCGUAGAGAAGGCCGUUUUCUCUUAAUUCCUUUCCUUUUAUCUCUGUCACUCUUAGAAAUCCAGUCCCAGGAAGGACCGUAAUCUGUCGCAUACCAUGCAUAAUGUGGCAGCGUACGGAUAUCCCACGCCUCCGGCAUCGCCAUCCUACGAUAAUACGAAGUGUGCUUUUCAACAGCCACCGCUCCCAAUCCCUCAAGCUUGCCAGCCUCGAUACACUCCGGUUGCCCCAGAAGAAAGACUAGGAAAGUUCCUUGGAGAAAGUCUGCAGUUGAUAGGAAUAAUUGGAACCGGUGCCUAUGGCGUGGUCUACCUGGCCGUCGACAUGAAGACUGGAGUACGAUAUGCCGUGAAGACCCUCAGCAAAUUUAACGCCGACGGCUCACCUCUGGAUCGGCGACAAAUUACGUUCCAGCACCGUGAGCUACGGUUGCACUAUCUGGCUUCGGCACACCCUAACGUUGUUUCCAUGCACAAGAUUGUUGACGACCCAGAUUGCAUAUAUGUUGUCCUGGAAUAUUGCCCGGAAGGUGACUUGUUCCUCAAUAUCACAGAAAGAGGACAAUACGUGGGUAAGGAUGAAUUGGCCAAGAGUGUAUUCCUCCAAAUCCUGGACGCCGUUGAACAUUGCCAUAACCUGGGCAUCUAUCACCGCGACUUGAAGCCAGAGAACAUCCUAGUCUCGAACCACGGGGACACAGUCAAAUUGGCGGACUUUGGCUUAGCAACUUCAUCUGAUCGAUCUGAAGAUUAUGGAUGUGGUUCGACUUUUUACAUGUCACCAGAAUGUCUGGACCCGUCAUCCCGGAGGCCAUUCUAUUACUGCGCCCCUAAUGAUGUAUGGAGCCUUGGAGUCAUCCUGGUGAACUUGACCUGUGGCCGUAACCCAUGGAAGCAAGCCUCUUUUGAAGAUUCCACAUACCGUGCCUAUACCAGGAGGCAGGAUUUCCUAAGGACCAUAUUACCAUUGUCAGAUGACCUCAACAACAUUCUAGGACGGAUUUUCACCCGCAACCCAGAUGACAGAAUUACGUUACCAGAUCUCCGGAACAGCAUCCUCGCCUGUUCCAACUUUACGAUUACCCCUGCAGCUCCUGCCCCUCAGGUCCUGCCGACGCCGCCCACCUCACCUGGGCCUAUCGAAUACGUUGAUUGCGAAGACGCCAUUAUCGAGGACUUUGGCUACGACGCACCUACCUCGCCCACCCCUGAUUCCGACACGGAAUCCACAUGUUCAUCAGACGAAGGAUCCUUGACCUCGAGCGUUUCCACCAUCGACGAUCUUGACGAGGACGACUUUGCCAUACCGGACGACGAAAUUUGCCCAAACCAGGAGCCUCGUAUGUAUGAUGCCGAGGAACCUAGAAUGAUGUUCCAUCAGGAGUUUAUUCCACAGUAUUCAGGAUCCGCGGUUGAGCCCUGCCAACCCUGUCAGCCCUGCUCAGCCCAAGCUCCUGUGCAGAGUAGUUGUGUGCCAGCCAAGUUCGCCUUCCCAUAUUUCUGGGAGAUGGUGAACAGGUACACACAACCUACCCCCAUACACCAUCCUAUUCCUUUCCAUCCACAGGUUCCUCUUUUCUCCAACUUCCAGGGAUGCUAUUAGCUGCGACUGAUUAAUGUGUCACUGGCUUCCGCAAUGAAGACAUUUCACAUAAGAUCACGUUCGCUUUUAUUGUAUUCCUGAAAUCAGGCCAUAAUUUAUUUUUAUUGGAAAGCCUGGCCACAGGCUUGGACCUUCAUAACUACCAUGGACUUUUUCUAUUUUCGACAACUACUCAACCUGAUAUUACGUUGUAAUACACACAUACCCAUUGGAGCCUCCUAGGAUUUUCAGCCGGAAAUACUUAGUUGAUAUUUGGAACCCAAAACAAACAAACCAAAAAGGGGUCGCAUAAUCCCCCCCACUACUUGCGAC